AUGGUCCGUUGCUGCAGAUUGGCAACUGUGCUGACGUACUGCUGCCCAUGUCUACCCGAACUCCUGAGCCCCCGUGAUGUCUCCAUCAUCGGCCUGGCCGUGUUGGUGAUGAGCGCUGCGCUGCUUCUUGGCAUUGCAAGUCGCCAGCGCGGCGAGGAAGCGCUGCUGGCCUGGUCUCAGGAGCCCUGGCAGAAAGCGCGCUGCUCGGUGCAUCAGGUGGGGAUCGCCUACUCCGGCGACUGCAAUUUGCCUCGUGACGAGGAGGAGGCCUAUGACUAUGGCGCUUGGCCACCAGUCAAGAAGAGUUCAAUAGAAGCCCCCCGCCACCACUACACCAAGUGCCCGCAGGCGGGCUGGACCUGUGCGGCUGAGGGCAAAGCUCCCGAAGCCGAGAAUGCCUCCACCGUUUCGAGAGACACCCUGGGACCCAUCAUGCCAAGGUACAACUUGGUGGUUUGCAGGAACAGUUUCCUGCCCUGGGCCAUGGUCCGCAUCCAGACAGAGAGUCUGCAAAGCAAUGUCUCGCAGCAGGUGUUCUGUGGCUACCAGGCCGGCCUGCCGCAGUGGUCCCACACCGAGACUCUAGCAACAGCGCAGAAAUUCCUUGACAGCUUUCCACCACGAGAAGGAAGCUGCACUUGCUGGGUGCUUGCGCUUCACGGAAGCGGAUGUCAUGCAGUUUCGCUGCAGAGGCCCUCUCUUUGGGGCUCCCGAGCUGCCAGACAGGGCACGGCCGCCAGGCUGAGCCGAACCAGAUUGCUAGUGGCUGGGUUCCUGGUGGCAUUGCUUGCCGGGGCUCUAUGUUUGGCCGAAUGCUGUGCAGUGAUGACGCCGGAUGCACCGACGACGGAGGACGCCGUCUCGGUGGAAGAGGAGUUGCCCUCGGAGACUUUAUCAGAGCGGGUGCGCCGCGUUCAGCAGCAAUGGAGCCUCUUCCGCGCAUCCUUAGUGCGGGAGUAUGAGCCUCUGGGCUCGGCAAGGGAGGUGGUGUACAACCGUCCGUGA
This is a messenger RNA of Symbiodinium necroappetens, 1005 nucleotides long. The record is from the annotation of a GenBank genome assembly. Lineage: Eukaryota; Dinophyceae; Suessiales; Symbiodiniaceae.